Molecule: messenger RNA, 1707 nt
Organism: Talaromyces marneffei
Lineage: Eukaryota; Fungi; Ascomycota; Eurotiomycetes; Eurotiales; Trichocomaceae
Exons: 2
Coding region: 1-1707 (568 amino acids)
Source: RefSeq, a predicted model, not a curated record
AUGGAUGCACAUUCUCUCAGUUGUAGCAUCUGCAACAGGAGGCCCCAGUUCAGCGAUGUCUCCCAUCUCCUUACCCACAUCUCUUCAAAGGCCCAUCUAGCUAGCCACUUCAAGCUUCAGGUCCAGAGCAAACACAGCUCCCAAGCUCUGGAAGAUUUGACACAAUAUGAUCGGUGGUGCAAGGAGAAUGAUAUUGCAAGACUGUUGUCCGACCGUAUGGCUUCGUCUGCAAAGUCAAAUCGAAGACGACGAAGUAAUAGAUCGCUUGGAACUGAAACAGAUAUUCCCUCUCAAUCAUCGCUCGACUUCCCGGGAGACAAUAUCGACCCUCGCCUUUCCGACAUGCAACCCCUGACCGACGAGCAUUACAGAACCAGAAUCUCUUCUAUAGUUAAUCCGUCUGAUCCAUAUAAUCUGUUUGAUCCAAAGGUUGAGCCGGAGUCUCCGCAAUUAUCAGAGAUCGACAAUAUUCCAUGGUGUGGGCGCAAUAGGGGCACCUACGAUUCCUCCAGAUACAACCCAUUCGUUUCUAGCGAGUUUCCCAGAUCACCAAUCCUGAAACCGGAGCAUCUUCCAUUUUCUGGUUCCUACCUCUAUCUUACCGAAGACAAGAAAGUUGAUGAGGUUUCCAGACUGAAGGGUGUUCAGUGGCCGGGUAUGGAUUGUUUUGACGCUGCGUCAGAUGUUAUGAAACGACAAAGGAACCAGAAAAAAGAUGCGAGUACUUUCAAAGCAAUGGAAGAAGCUUCCUGUGCCAGCGAGCCGAGCGAGUUGGUGUUUUCACCCUCAGGAACAUUGCGGAGAGAGCGUGAAAUCACUGGGUUCGUUGAAGAUGAUGAUCUUUUGCCGGGAGAAUGGGCUGUUCCAAAAUACCGUCGAGACCGUCGAGGCCGUCGUAGUCGUGCCGUCCAGGAGGCUUCUAUCGCUCGUCGCAGACAAGAAAACCAACGUGUUGCGUUGGCUGUGACGGAUGCCAAUCGUCCUGUCUUGGGAGGUCGGGUAACAAAAAGCAACCAUGAACCAAAGCGCGCAGUCCUAGGGGAUUACAAGCGUCGAGAAACCUCGAUUCGUGCUACUUCUUCCAAAGUCGGUGACCACUGGCUCUCUCACGGCCAUUUUAAUCGUGUCAAUGAUGGGGAUGAAGACUGGCAGCUUUCAAUGGGGACAACUGGCAGACGCCACACAACUCGACUGAAUAUCUUCAGAGAUGAUGACACCACCGACGUAGAGGAGAAGCGUAACGCUCCUAGCCCCGAGAUAAUUCCAAGCUCAGCCAAUCGCAAUGCGCAACACAAUACCUUGUACCAAAGAGCAAAUGAUGCUAUCCAUAGCCUGUUGGAAACGGAUGAUUCGUACAAUCUUCCAACACUGUCAAACGAUAUUAGCCCAAUUGUUCAGCACAGUGACUCCCACAAUCCUACAAGCGCUCCACCAAAUACAUCCAGAAAUAUUGAUGGUAUAUAUCUUGUCGACGCCUCUCUCGGCUCAAACCAUCGUGUUCCAUACGAUCCUCUUGUUGGAGGCAACGUACUCCACUACCGAUGGGACUGGCAUGGCUCCGAAUUGGGACGAGGCUUGAAUGAUGCCGACGACAACCUACUCGGUGGCGGCUUGUUUUACCGCCGUGCAGUAUCUUCCGACACCACCAUCUACCAAGACGACCAGGAGACCAAAAGUUGCCUUUGGCUUGACGGCUAUAGCCGAUGA